CUGACAAUUGAACAACGCGCCCACGAGCAGGAAAGCGCGACGACGACGGCUGUAAGGGCUGUGGGGGCUGUGAGGGCUGGCCACGUCGCUUCAACGGGCUCACGCAUCUUCCUAUCAAGCAACGCCAUCAUGGCCACAAAGGAUACUGCCUCGGCAGACCCCACGGCUGCUGCCGCAAGUCCUGAACCCACAGCACCGAGCUCCACACAGCAACGCAAAGCGCGCUUUCGUCUAGAUGCCUGCAAGCGAUGCCGCGAAGCUACUCCUCACGUUCUGCUUCAAAAGGAUCUUCCAUACUGCCGCGAUUGUUGCAUCUACAACGUACACCGAAAGUCGCGUUCCGAACUGGGCAAGAAUCGCAUGAUCCGGCAGUUUGAAAGGAUUGCGCUUGCCUUCUCCGGUGGCAAUCGGUCAACUGCCCUACUGGGCAUCAUCCGUCGACACAUGACCAAGGGCGAACACCGCCAGCUACGAAUCGUACCCACCGUCAUCCACAUUGAUGAUGGGUGCCUCUUUGGCGCCACUCAGGCCGAGCACGAGCGCCGGGCAGAGCGCAUCCAAUCAUUGGCCAAUGCAUUGGACUACGAGGAGGUACACGUGCUACGCCUCGAGGAGCUUUAUCGUGCAGAUGACGAGCCCGACCUGACGGCUGCCGCAGCCCGGGUCUGUGCGCUUUUUGCCGAUCUUUCCACUGUUACGGCCCGCCAAGACUUUUUACGUACAAUGAAGGCACGGCUCUUGCGGGCUGCCACGCAACAGUUGGAUUGUCACAAGCUGAUGGUGGGUGAUUGCCACGACCAAAUUGCCAUGCGCAUCCUGGUCCAGACCACGCAAGGACGCGGGGGUAACAUGACCCGCUUCUCGACGUUCUGUGAUGAAGUGGAUGGCACGGCCAUGCUGCGCCCGCUGCGCGCCAUUUCGGCGCGCGAACUCGGCUACUACAACCAUUUUCGUCGCCUGGAACCCGUGCUGUACCCCACCGUGGGCGCACGCGCGCCGGAGAAGACGAGCUUUGAGUCUUUGAUUCAAGCCUUUGUGGCUAACCUGACGGUGGACUUUCCUUCAACCACUGCAGCCAUCUAUCGCACGUCGGAAAAGAUUGCGGCCAUCGACCGGCCCGAUGCCCCUGAUUGUCGCCUUUGCGGGUUACCCACGGACCCUGCCACAACAAGCAUCGCGCAAAUCACGGCCAAGGAUGGCCACUUGAAUAUUCGAGAUCGUCUGACCGUAGACGGGCAAGAUCUUACAGAUUGUCUGUGUCAAGGCUGCCGUGGCACCCUGCUUGACGCCUCGCAGCAGACCGUUGGCCUUCCACCAACACUGCGCGCCAACACGGUAGCACCACCACAGAGCAUCACCGUCGCCACUGCCAUUAUCAUGGCGGGUAAGCUGCCCUCUGAGGUGCACUACUACGCGAGCGUGAUCAACUGCCCCGCUUACGCCAACAACGCAGCCUACAAGGCCGUGUUGGCUCCCGUCGUUGGAACCGCUGCCUCGUUGCUGCCAGCUUUCCAGAGCCCUGUUCCCCGGGGCGAGGACUACCGCUCACUACGUCUGCAACAAGAUCAACAACUCUCUCUGCAGCUGACCAAAUCAGGGGUAUCUCACCAACGAGCAGGGGACCAUGACAAGGCGCUAUCUUUGUAUCAUCGGGCGCUACAACUAUCCGAGCACAACGUGGAGGCGCUUGUGGCCAAGGGCACGCUCCACACCAUUCUGCAACAGUAUGAUCGAGCUGUCGACUGCCUCAAGACGGCGCUGCGUCUGCAGCCGGAACAUGUGAACGGCCGCCGCUAUCUAGAAACGACUUACUUUCGUCGGGGCAAAUAUCUCGAGGACUGUGGCAAAUAUGUCGACGCCGCUGAGGACUAUUCAGCAGCCCUUGAGUUACAUGGCCCUGAGGAAGCCAAGGCCCAACAAAUGCUCCAAUCUGUUCAUAACUACCUUGUCAAGCGAGCUGCACAGUCUGAGGCAGCUGAUACGGCUGCGCGAGCCUCAUUUGGCAAGCUAUCUCCGUCAACUGCCAGCCACGGUACUACGGGUCGCUCGUCCUCCGAGCUCCUCAGCGUCAUGCACAAGAUGCUGGAGGAGGAUCGUGAUGAACGCCGCAGGCACAAAAAGCACAAAAAGUUAAAGAAGAAGCAUAAAAGUUCGGGACGCAGUGACCGAGGUGAUCGAUCGCCAAAGCGAAGUCGCCAUCGUGGCGGCAGUAGCGAUGAAUCGUCCGAUGCUGAGGGCGAGUCGCGGUGA
This is a messenger RNA of Monosiga brevicollis MX1, 2250 nucleotides long. RefSeq lists its product as uncharacterized. Gene Ontology annotation, molecular function: tRNA binding; protein binding; sulfurtransferase activity. Gene Ontology annotation, biological process: tRNA wobble position uridine thiolation. Gene Ontology annotation, cellular component: cytosol. The record is from RefSeq and is a predicted model, not a curated record. The transcript has 21 exons. Lineage: Eukaryota; Choanoflagellata; Craspedida; Salpingoecidae. Bases 130 to 2250 code for a protein of 706 amino acids.